CACAUUGGGUUGCGGGUCCGCGCCUAACAAAAGCACGGCGAGGGGGGUUGAGUACACUAUUUCGACAGUCUGGCAUGCCUCUCCGAGAAAUUCAACUUACUUCUCCGCGCCAAGUUUUUUGAGGAAAUGGGCCCAGAGUUUAUAUGUGAAGAUGCCGAACUACUCGAUGCCAUGCAGCGGCACAGCCUCAACAAGAGGGCAAAGCACUGCUCUCGACACCGGAGAGGUAACACAGGUCCAUCAAAACCAAACCAGAGCCGUGGCGACGGCGACAGUAUCUCCCAAACACACUAACAGACAACCCUCCGCGGUCGCCACAGCUCCGGUUGGAUAUUCGUGGCGUGCAUUGACAAGAGGACAGCAGCAUUACUCGCCAUGUCAGGUGUCCACCAUGCCGCCAUGGUCUCCAAGUUCUUGGAAUUGGCCGAAACGAGGAGGAAUUUGCAUGGGCUUUGGGUUCCCGCGGUAUACUGGGCCUACCUUGUUGCCAGGGAGCUGAAACUCCCACAACUGAAUGAUCCAAGCGAGCUGAAGAGUGCGCUCAACAAGACCACCUGGAUGGAUGAACCGAUCACCGAAGCAUUGAGAGGAUUCAUCCCAGACAAAAUCACUAAAGUGACAAGCACCUAUUACUCAACAAAGUCCCGGAGAGUGUCACUAGCUGACACAAAGAAGGGGAUAAAGAAAAGAUUCUUCCUCCGAGUUUCAACAGCCGACAAGAAGGAUGAGGAGAUCCCACCAAGCAAAUCUGAAAAGAAGGAAUUGUUUCAGAACGCGUAUAACAAAUACAGUGGCUGGUCAAAGGAGCUUACCAUUGAUACCACUGGCAAUGGAUUGCCGCAACAGGCAGCUGCAACACAACCAACUCAACCAGGCCAUAACCAAGACGAAGCAGCGGCGGCACAACCAACUAACCACAGCGACCAGUUACCCCACCAACAAUAG
This is a messenger RNA of Seminavis robusta, 945 nucleotides long. NCBI's taxonomy places the organism in Eukaryota, Bacillariophyta, Bacillariophyceae, Naviculales, Naviculaceae. The record is from the annotation of a GenBank genome assembly.